Molecule: messenger RNA, 2638 nt
Organism: Chara braunii
Lineage: Eukaryota; Viridiplantae; Streptophyta; Charophyceae; Charales; Characeae
Source: the annotation of a GenBank genome assembly
AAGCGCCGUGAGCAGUCUCCGCUCGGCCGCCCAUCCAUCGAUCUAUAGGCCGUUGGGUGUCGGAGUCGACCGACCGACGGACGGAGGUAGUAACGUAACCGAGGCGGAGAGCCCGACAGCGGUAAGUCGGCGAGGGAGCGGAAGCAACAGCAGGUAGCUAUGGCGGCCAUUGCAUCGCAAGCGGCGGCAGCGGCGGUCCGUCCGAGCGCCAUCUCCGCGCAGCUUUCCGCUUCCGACAGGACCGCGGCUUCUUCCCCGGCAGCUUCGCUGAAGGGCAGCUUCCUCUGUGGCGGUGCGACGCGCCGCCUCGCGGCGCCCAUCCGCCCGGUCGCCGCGCACGCUUCCGCCAGCUCCCGCCCGCUCACCGUCGUUUCCAAGGGCAACUGGCUGCCAGGAUCCGAGUCCCCCGCCUACCUUGAUGGCACUCUUCCCGGCGAUAACGGCUUUGACCCAUUGGAGCUCGGCCGCGAGCCGGAGCAGCUGCGCUGGUUGGUCCAGGCGGAGCUCCAGAAUGGCAGAUGGGCAAUGCUGGGAGUAGCGGGCAUGAUUGUCCCCGAGGUGCUGACGAAGCUCGGCGUCUGGAACGCCCCCUUGUGGUAUGACGCUGGCAAGGUGGAGUACUUCGCUUCUGCGUCGACCUUGUUCAUCGUGGAGUUGUUCUUGUUCGGGUGGGUGGAGAGCCGCCGCUGGAUGGACAUAAUUAACCCUGGCAGCGUGAGCGAGGACCCCAUUUUCAAGGGCAACAAGCUUCCCCCCGGCGACGUCGGCUACCCCGGUGGAAUCUUCAACCCCCUCGGAUUUGCCGCCAGCUUUGAGGCCAAGGAGAAGGAGAUCGCUAAUGGCCGUCUUGCUAUGCUUGCCUUCCUCGGCUACGUUGUGCAGUCCAAGCUUACUGGCGAUGGCCCCUUCGCCAAUCUGCUGACCCACUUGUCUGACCCGUGGCACACCACCAUCAUCCAGACCCUCAGCAAGUGAUUGCCCUUUUACAUUCCUGUCCUUGCCCCCUGCUUGAAUUCCUUCGCCCCCCCCCUUCUAUCGCUCUGAGACUCCCUCCCCCUCCUCUGUCUUUCAUCGCGUGCCCCCGCCCGUCUUCCCCUCACGAAGACUAAAUGUGGAAGAAUGGCGUUGUCGGUAAGGAGCAGGAGUCAACCGCCCUGGUGCCCUCCCUUUGACGAAGCUCCAAGUCCCGCUCCGCUUUCGCUCAUAAAUUCCCCGUCUUAGCGCUCUCUCUCUCUCUCUCUGUCUCUGUCUCUGUCUCUCUCUCUCUCUGUCCCGUUCGCUCUCUCACUCUGUGUGCUUUGAUAUCUUGUCUGUUGCUCACGUCGUUUUCCAUGGCCCAAUUUGUCAUUUAUGGAUCUCAUGGGCAAAGGAAAGCCAAUCAAUCGGCUCCCGAGAUGCCGACAUGCGCAAUCGGAUAUGACGUGACUAGCUUAGUCAACCAGCUAGUCAGAGCGUCAAACUGUGCGCGCGCGCGCGCGCGAGAGAGAGAGAGAGAGAGUAGACGCGCAUAUGCACGCUGGCUGGCUGGCUCUCCCACGCGAGAGAGGAGCUCGUGCGUGCAAGCAGCAGGAUUGCGCCGGAUACAUGUCGUCGAACAGGGAACCGCGGCCACUUGCGCGGACAAGAAAGCACACAGAGAACGACGAGGGGCUCGUGGCGGCAAAAACUACAUUUACUGUAUUAGUUUCAGCUGCGUUAAUUGGUCCAGGAUGAAAUCGGGAAUGGAAAGCAGCAGUCGCUAUGCUUGGAAAGGGACGUUUCCGAAAGACGAAGAGACAGUCGUGGGAGAUGUGGGCGAGCGACUACCGUGGGAGGGGGAGGGAUGAGCAAGGGGGGGGGGGGGGGGGGGGGGGAGAGAGGGGGGGGGGGGGGGGGGGGGGGGGGGGGGGGGAGAAGAGGUGGGGAUUGAAAAGAAGAAGGCCGGGGCAACUGCGAGGAGGGAAGCGGAGGCGACGGAAGAGUGAGGUCAGGGCUCGAUAUGUAUGUUAAUUACAGGAUUAAUUAUUCUAUUUUGGAACUCAAAUGGUGUCGAAGGGAGUGCACUGGGAGGAAUGGAGACGGGGGAGGCGAAGUGGGAGGGGGAGGGGUUGGGGUUGGGAUGAGACCAUGACGGUGGUGGGUGGGUGGGGCAGUGGCAGGCAGGGAAGGAUGUGGUUCCUUAUGGUGGCCGGCGAUGGAAGGAGUAAUUUCUGUGCUGUUGUAUAUUGUUUUUUUUUUGCCGUUAAGCGGGGGGUUUCCAAAAGCCAAACGGAACGGAACAGUCUGAGAACGUAACGUAACGGAACGGGAUGGGGGCCGACAUUCUUGUACAUACUUCACUUGCUUGCGGAUUUUCAUGAAUGUGAUUGGAUAUAUAUAUGGCUAUGCGGGGGUCUGUCUAUAUGCCUAUGUGGCUAUGUGGCUAUGUAAUGGCUCUCUCACUAUGUUUAGUCUAAGUUAGCGGGAUUGAAAAUAAUGUUGUUGUUGUUGUUGUUGUUGUUGUUGUUGUUGUUGUUGUUUUUUUUUUGUUACCCUUUGUCCAAGAAAAGAAUGUUCGUAAAAAAAAAAAUAAAAAAAAUCUUUACUGACUCUUCAUGAUCUUUUACGAUGGCUUGGGGAAGAUUGUAUUUUGUGAAUUUAACAAAAACUUUAAGAUGUA